AUGGUAUUCUUUGCAUCCGGGGCGGUCCCCGAGAUUCCGAACAAAGAUAUCUGCUCGUGGAUCUUCGAUGAGCCCAAAUACGACAUCAACAAACCAAUCUUCAUCGAUGCAACCAACACAAAUCGGUCCAUAUCACACCUGCAAGCCCGCAAGGUCGUUCGGCAAUUGAUUGGCGGUCUUCGCAAGGCUGGGGUGAAAAGGGGGGACUGUGUCCUUAUCCACUCCUUCAACGACAUUUACUAUCCAAUUCUCUUUCUCGCCAUCAUCGGGGCCGGGGCAGUGUUCGCUGGCACGAAUCCAGGCUACACGCCCCUCGAGCUGCGGCAUCAUGUCAGUAUCACCCAAGCCACGUUCCUCAUCAGCGAACCGGAACUGCUCGUAUCCCUCGUGCAAGCAUCCAAGGAUGCGGGAAUUCCCCAGUGCAAUGUCCGCGUUUUCAACACACAGCCGCACCAAUCCGUGCCGGCGGGCUUCACCAGCUGGACCGACUUGAUGGAGCAUGGUGAGGAAGACUGGGUGCGCUUCGACGAUCUUGAUACCUGCGCCAACAUGACGGCCGCACGACUGACAAGCUCUGGGACAACCGGUUUGCCAAAAGCCACAAUAACUUCUCAUCAAAACCUCAUCGCUCAACAUGAGCUCUGUUACAGUCCGAGCAUGUACAACAAGUCAUACGAAGUCGUCAACUUGUAUUCGUUGCCCAUGUUUCACGCCGCCAUCGCGCCCCGAUGCCACACAUCGACGUUGAAGCUCGGCGAGACGUCAUACGUCAUGCGCCGGUUUGAGCUGGAGCCGUUCCUGGCGAACAUCGAGAAGUUUCAGGUCACGGAGUUCUACGUGGUAUCGGCGAUGGCCGUCGCCAUCGCCAUGUCGCCGCUAAUUAAGAAAUACUCGCUGAAGACGAUCCGACACGGCCUGGCCGGCGCCGCACCGCUUAGCAAGGAAACUCAAGCGGCCAUCAAGCCGUACCUGGGGCCGGGAGCGCCCUUCGCGCAGGUCUGGGGCAUGACCGAGGUGACGUGCGUCCUCACCAUGUUUCCAUGGCCCGAGGACGACGCGACGGGCUCGGUCGGCCGUGUGAUCCCGGGCAUAGACCUGAAACUGGUCGACGACUCUGGAAAAGACAUCACGGGCUACGAUGUCGUGGGCGAGACGUGCGCCCGCGGCCCGACCGUGAUCCGAGGCUACUUCAACAACCCGGAGGCGAACCGCGAGUCUUUCGACGCCGACGGCUUCUACCACACGGGCGACAUGAUGUACUGCGACGGCCGGACGAAGCUAUGGUACGUCGUGGACCGCAAGAAGGAGCUGAUCAAGGUGCGGGGGUUCCAGGUGGCGCCGCCGGAGCUGGAAGGCGUGCUUCUCAUGCACCCGGACAUCGUCGACGCCGCCGUCAUCGGCGUGCCCGCCGCGUCCGAACUCGACGGCGAGGCCCCGCGCGCCUACGUAGUGCGCCGACCGGGCGUGGACCCCAGCCAGCUGACCGACAAGGACGUCUACGACUGGGUCGCUCAGCGCCUGGCCAAGUUCAAGCGGCUGGAAGGUGGCGUGCGCUUCGUCGAUGUGAUCCCGAAGAAUGCGAGCGGCAAGAUCCUGAAGCGCAUCCUGAGGGAGGAGGCGAAGAAGGAGAGGGCCUCCACAACGAAACUAUAG
Molecule: messenger RNA, 1653 nt
Organism: Fonsecaea erecta
Lineage: Eukaryota; Fungi; Ascomycota; Eurotiomycetes; Chaetothyriales; Herpotrichiellaceae
Exons: 2
Coding region: 1-1653 (550 amino acids)
Biological process (GO): secondary metabolic process
Molecular function (GO): CoA-ligase activity
Source: RefSeq, a predicted model, not a curated record